GGUUGGGCGGGGCGUUGGGCGGUGUGAGGGCUCCGGCGGAGACAGGCGGGACGGGACGCACGCUGCCGGCCGUGGCCCUCGUCAGGGCUACGGUGGUCGCGGCUCAGCCGAGCGGCCAUGGCCCUUGUCACCCUGGGUGGCGCCGCCGCCCCUGCGCGCGGCGUCGUUACAGCGCCAGCCUUCCGCAGCUCCGGCUGUCCCGCCUUCGAUCCGGGGGGGCCCCGCGGGCAGCGCUGCGCGUGGGACUCCGUCGGCCUUGGGAGCGCUGCGGGGCUCAGACACGAGACAGCUCGCAAGGCCCUGGGUUUCGAAUAUAGCCGUAGUGGAAAUCCUACUCGGAAUUGCCUGGAAAAGGCUGUAGCAGCACUGGAUGGAGCCAAGUACUGUUUAGCUUAUGCUUCAGGCUUAGCGGCUACUAUGAAUAUUGCACAUUUGUUAAAGGUGGGAGACACUGUUAUCUGUAUGGAUGAUGUUUAUGGAGGUACAAACAGAUAUUUCAAGAAAGUAGCCUCCAAAAUGGGUUUAAAGAUUACUUUUGUUGACUGUAGCAAAUUGGAAUGCCUGGAGGCUGCAAUCACACCAGAUACAAAGCUUGUUUGGCUUGAAACUCCCACAAAUCCCACCCUGAAGAUCAUUGAUAUUCAAGGCUGUGCAGAUGUCAUCCAUAAACAUAAAGACAUUAUUUUAGUAGUAGACAACACCUUUAUGUCAGCAUAUUUCCAGCGUCCUUUGUCUCUUGGGGCAGAUAUUUGUAUGUAUUCAGCAACCAAAUACAUGAAUGGGCACAGUGAUGUUGUAAUGGGAUUGGUUUCAGUAAAUUGUGAUGGUCUCUAUGAAAGGCUCAAAUUCUUACAAAAUGCCCUUGGAGCAGUUCCAUCUCCUUUUGACUGUUACCUUUGCAAUCGGGGUUUAAAGACACUGCAGAUCCGGAUGAAGCAGCAUUUUCACAAUGCACUGGCUGUUGCUCAGUACCUUGAAUCAAAUCCCCGGGUAGAGAGAGUCAUUUAUCCUGGACUGCCCUCGCAUCCUCAGCAUAAGCUAAUGAAGCGUCAGUCCACUGGCUGUCCUGGGAUGGUCACCUUUUACAUUAAAGGAAGCCUUGAACAUGCCGAAAUCUUUCUCAAGAAUUUAAAGCUUUUCGCGCUGGCUGAGAGUCUGGGAGGAUAUGAAAGCCUAGCAGAACAUCCGGCCAUUAUGACUCACGCUUCAGUUCCUGAAGAGGAGAGAGAGGUUCUUGGGAUCAAUGAUACUUUGAUUCGCCUGUCAAUUGGUUUGGAGGAUGCACAAGAUAUACUGGAAGAUGUGGAGCAAGCUUUGAAAGUAGCAUUGAAGUCAUGGUGUCUUGGGAGUCUGGGCUUCUCAGGCAGUGACUGCAAUCUCUCUGGGGCAUCCAAGUACCUGGGCCCCUGCAUCUCCUGUGAUCUGGAAUCCUGGCUGCUCCUCAGUGGGAGCUGGUGAGGUCCCAGAGCAUAUGGUUCGCAACUAGGAAUCCAAGACCUGAAAUUGGAAGCUGCUCACUACACAGCUAAGACACCCAAAGAAGAUUAAAUGAAAAGCCAAACCACUGAUAAGUUUCUUCAGAUUUGCCUUUAAAAGUGAAGGGUUUAAAGGAGGAAAAAAAAACAAAACAAAAAAGCCACACACACACCCCCCACACACUCUAAACUUGUAUUCAGUCAAACUUUAGAUACCGAAGUAGUUUUUUUAGCUUCACUCUCCAGUGACUUAACAUGGGUUAAACUUGUGCACAAAACUUAUGCUUUCAGAGGUGUCAUCCUCUUGUUCUUCCUGCUCUUAUGACUUGAAACAUCACUCUUUCUGAGCAAAGCUUGUUGAUCUGAGAGCAGCUGUGAUGUACGUGCAAGAGUAUUACAUCCAGAUCUCAAAUAUUAAAAAUGGGGUGUUAUGCUGUACAGUGAUGAGUGCAUGCUGCAAUUAUGUGGGUACAGCCUGUUUUCAUCAUCCAGACUGUAGGAUUUUUUUUUUUAAAAUCACAUUAUGUCUAACUGAAGGUAGAUUUUGAAUGGUGUAGGAACAAACAGACUUUUUGAAUGAGAACAUCAAAUCUGGUUUUAUAUUGUGCAACGCUGAAAAUUUAAGUCAUACCUGAUAACUAAUUUUCUGAAGAUGAUUUGACAGGCAAGAUAAGCAGGAUUUAGUGUGAAAUUUUUAAUGGACUGUGUUAUACUUGACAAUGAUUUCAGUCUCAUCUCCUGUCUUACCAAGAUGAGAUUUGUUUCUGUAUGCUUUAAUUUCUAAAUUGGAUAACUUAAUGAAAGGGGAAAUUAAAUGGAGCAUUUGUCAGACAGACUACAAUAAUUUUAAAAACAUUAAACCAUUUUCACAAAGCAAAUGAAAUGUAGACUUUUUUAAAAAAGAAAAACCUAAUAUUAUACCACAUACUAGUUCUCUGGCCUUUUAAAACCAGUAUUUAUCUAACAUUCUUAAAUUGUUUAAAAUGUUCUGUAUCAUUGUAAGUGAAACAGUAAAUAAAAUGAACGGGACAAAGCUGAUGUUCUUUGAUCGGUGCAACCUUUUUAUAUAGGUAAGCUCUUAUCGAUAUUUUACUAGGUUGUCAUUUUUAAUAUUUUUAUUGAAAUCUCACACUGAGUCCUCACUAUGGCUUGACAAGAUGUUGGAAGUUAGGAUGGAGAAGGAUUUAUUCUGAUGCAUUCCCAUAUUGUGAGUAGAUUAACAUUUACCUUUUAGGAGGUAGCUAGGUUUUUUUCCAAGUAAAAGCUUACCUUUAGCAGAAAGCAGCUAAACUAGUUUAAGAAAAAAGGUUUUGAAAUUGCCAAGUCUAUUUACUGGCAUCCUCUCUUAUGCAGUAUCUCUGUUAAAUCCACUGAAGUGGCCUAUAUUUUCUUGACCUUUUGAGAUACUACAAACAUGGGUGGGUUAUUCAGAGUUUCCUUGAAUGGGGGGUGGGAAGAGUGUUCUCUAGGGAGCGAUGAAAGAGGGAAACAUUUCUCAUACACCCCUAAUGAGAAUAACUGUAGCUGAUUUGUAUAAAAAGUUGCUGCACUUACAUAAGGUAAGGUAAUGGUUGUGGAGUGUAGAGAUGAAGAUGGUUAAGUAAUGCUUCUAUUGGUUUUUGGUUAUCAACUCCAACAGAUGAGAAUUGCACAUUUUGGCAGCAUAGCUGCAAGUACUGGAACUAUAAAAGAUUCUCUUCAUUUGCUAUACUUUUUAAAUUAUGUCUGAAUCUCUGAAAUACAUUGCAAGCUGGAUCACAUCAAAAGUAAAAACCAUUACUUUCAGAGAUAGAAAGCAUGGCCUGUCAGAGGCUGCACAACAUUCUGUACAGAAAGGGAGGAAACUUUGGUCCUACUAACAAGUUUCUCAUUGUUGCUGUCUUUUCCUCAGAGAGCACACUAAUCCUUUGGUCAUCAUGCCCUUCAGCUGAUCUGCUAGAAAUAGUACAAGCCAUCUCUCCUUUCUGUUCACUCACCUUUCACUAUCAAGAGUAUUUGAGGGUGCCUGUUACUGUAGCAUUUAGAUAAAUUAUGUCCUUCCUGUAUACUUCUCCUCUGGACUUGUAUAAGGAACCUAGCAGGUCCUUGCCAGUAAAGUUAUUGUUCUGCUAAUUUUACUCUUGAGGGCAUUCUGUGCCAAAAAUUUUAAAAUUCUGCAAAUUUUAUUGGUC
Molecule: messenger RNA, 3646 nt
Organism: Dermochelys coriacea (leatherback sea turtle)
Lineage: Eukaryota; Metazoa; Chordata; Testudines; Dermochelyidae
Gene: CTH
Product: cystathionine gamma-lyase
Exons: 13
Coding region: 118-1458 (446 amino acids)
Biological process (GO): transsulfuration
Cellular component (GO): cytoplasm
Molecular function (GO): cystathionine gamma-lyase activity; pyridoxal phosphate binding
Source: RefSeq, a predicted model, not a curated record